GUUCGUUUCAUCUGCUCCACGUCAAGUACCAAAUGUUUUCCUCCGAAGAGAGAAAGAGUGGAAGCUUCAAGCCACCGUUGAACCUCCAUAGCUUCCUCCUUCUCACUUCGAAUCGUACCAUUCCCCGCCACUCUCAUCGCACGCAACCUCUGCAUAAAAUGCGUCCUUACUUCUCCCUUCUCUGGCCGUCUCAUCAAUCGUCUCCUCCUGUGGUCGAUACUACUGAUGGCGAAGGGAAAGGACAACGGGAAGGGAAAGGGAAAGGGAAAAGCGAAGGUUGAGGAUGUGAUAAGUGUGGAGCAAGAGUCCGUCAUUCCGGUGCCCAAGUCUGAUCUCAUCACGGCUCUCACCGGGCUAAUUAGACCUGAACAAGUUGUGCAAGAGGAUCCAGCAGAGUUUCAUAAGCUGUGCAAGAGGAUUGAAUACACUAUUCGAGCUUGGUACCUUAUGCAGUUUGAAGAAAUGAUGCAACUUUAUCUUCUGUUUGAUCCUAUUGAUGGUAACCAGCGACUGGAGCAGAGGAAAUUAUCUCGUGAAAAAAUAGACACUCUGGAACUAGACUUUCUGGAACACUUUUUCAAGGUUAUGGAAAAGAGCAACUUCAAACUAGCAACUGAUGAGGAAAUUGAAGCUGCACUCUCGGAGAACUAUCUCUUAAAUUUACCAAUUGAAGUCGACGAGUCUAAGUUGGAUAACAAGCUUCUUCAAAGGUAUUUUCAGAAGCAUCCUUGUGAAAAUCUUCCUCGUUUUUCUGAAAAGUACAUUAUUUUUCAUCGAGGAGUAGGAACUGAUCAUACAACCGGUUACUUUUUCAUGGAGAAAUUGGAUACGAUUAUAACUAGUAUUUGGACUAAAUUUCUAAGGGCUACUAGGCUUGAGAGGUUCAUCUCAAAAAGAUCGAGCAAUAUAUUGAGAAAAGAUACAGAGGAAACAACUAGAAUUAUUGAUGAUUCAAAGGAGCUCUUUAAACGAAAAAGGAUUGAAAACAUGGAGUUCAGAACCCAAGACCUACUAGGCAAGAUUGAAAUCCAAGAACCAACUUUUAAAAGAAUAAUCGUCGUUUACAGGCGGGCGAGCACAAAAGACAAGAUAGAUCGAGGAAUCUAUGUAAAACAUUUCAGAAAUAUUCCCAUGGCUGAUUUGGAACUAGUUUUACCUGAAAAGAAAAACCCAAGCUUGACUCCUAGGGACUGGGUCAGCUUCUUGAUUACGAUGGUGCUUGGUCUUAUUACUCUCAUUGGCUCUUUUAAAAUGCCGAAAGCUGAAAUUCGUGUUGUCCUCACUAUCAUUUUCGGUCUCAUUGGCUAUUGUGCUAAAAUUUACUUCACGUUUCAACAAGACAUAGCAACUUACCAGAACUUAAUCACCAAAUCAAUGUUUGACAAACAACUUGACACUGGCAAAGCUACACUCCUACAUUUGUGUGAUGAUGUGAUUCAACAAGAAGUCAAAGAGGUGAUAGUUUCUUACUUUAUUCUAAUGAGGGAAAGGGAAUUGACAAAAGAAGCUCUUGAUCGUCACUGUGAGAAACUUAUUACAGAGGAGUUUGGGAAGAAUUGCAAUUUUGAAGUUGAAGACGCGAUCAGAAAGUUGGAGAAACUUGGUAUUGUUACAAGAAGCGAUGAAAUGAUUCGUGCUGUUCCCCUAAAGCAGGCAAACGAUAUUAUCGGUGUCACGACAGAAGAACUUGUACUGAUGAAAGCCAAACAAGCUCAAGCUUCAUCUUGUUGAUCAGAUUCAGAAAUUGAUAUAUCAAGCUUCUUCAAAUGUAUUGGACUGGCAAGUUGAUUGGUUCGAUUUAUCCAUUGCUACCUCUUCUGCCGUAAUAAAGAUAAAACAUCGGGAUUAUUAUUAUUAUUAUUAUUUGUUUUUUCUGAAAAUGGCUUUGUUUUGCUGAAAAAGAACAUGUUUCUGGAUUUAUCAGGUUGAGUUGUAGCGUAUAACAUCAAAAU
Messenger RNA from Zingiber officinale, 1952 nucleotides. RefSeq lists its product as uncharacterized. Bases 226 to 1731 code for a protein of 501 amino acids. Lineage: Eukaryota; Viridiplantae; Streptophyta; Magnoliopsida; Zingiberales; Zingiberaceae. The record is from RefSeq and is a predicted model, not a curated record. The transcript is spliced from 15 exons.